Patiria miniata (bat star) is the source of this 12311-nucleotide messenger RNA. RefSeq lists its product as uncharacterized. Lineage: Eukaryota; Metazoa; Echinodermata; Asteroidea; Valvatida; Asterinidae. Gene Ontology annotation, molecular function: calcium ion binding; carbohydrate binding. The transcript is spliced from 64 exons. Gene Ontology annotation, cellular component: extracellular matrix. The record is from RefSeq and is a predicted model, not a curated record. Bases 85 to 11145 code for a protein of 3686 amino acids.
CAUGUGCUGGAGAAUUUUCGCCACAUAUCAGUGGCGGUUUUUAAAAACCUAAAAAUUGAGGCUGUACUGGGCUGCAAGGAAGGAAUGCAGUGCAACGCAGACUGCAACAUCCACGCAGACAAUGAGGACUCUGGAUUCUUGAGAGACAAAUCUCACUUGCCCGUUUCCAGUUUGCGCUUUGGUGACACUGGUACAUUCGAUGAUGACGAAUAUGGCUACUACGAGCUUGGCCCACUCAGGUGUAAAGGAGGCCCAGUUCAUGGAGAACAAGAAAUCCCGCUCAUUGAGACCAACACCGAAUACCAUUACCGCUACGACCUUCCUCCCUUGGAUAAUGGCGAUUUCCGGGUGGAGUUUGAAGUUCGUGCCCACAACGACGUUUUUCUGGGAUUCUCAGAAACAAAGGGGGAGCAGAGUGACUUGGUCGAACUCAACAUGGGUGGAUGGGGAAACAGCAAAACAGUGUUCCGCAAGUGUAAGCAGUGCACGCCCCAAGCCAUCUGGAAAGAGAACAACGUAGUCAGCUGGGAGGAAUCAAAAGGAUACUGGGUGGACUGGAGCGAUGGCUGUUUCCGUCUUGGACGUGCUGGGGCGAGUCAGUCACUCUCCUGGUGCCCACCAAGAAUAAAAAACUGGAAAUAUGUGGCUUUCACGACCGGAUAUGGCAGUAGGGGAAAGUUUUGGUUCAACAGCUUCCAUUCCAAAGUUCAACACUUCUGCCAGCAUGAAACUGCCUACGUCAACUGUGGCAGCAAGUACGUCAACAUCAUCAAUGCCAACUACGGGCGAAGCAGCACCGACGUCUGCCCUGGUGAUUCCAUGCGCUCAACCGAGUGUUUCUCACCCAAAUCCCGGAGUGUCAUCGGCAAGCUUUGCCAUGGGGCUCACUCAUGCCGCGUGGAAGUGAACAACGGUGUGUUCGGAGAUCCUUGCUCUGGAACUUUCAAAUACUUGAAGGUGAAAUACCAGUGCUUGCCAGAAAAGCAAGAGAAGUACUUCAUCCCUGACGCCUGCCUAGAGCAUCAGUGCAACACCCGGGGUGGGGAAUGCGUCCCUGUCAGCGGCUCGGAGUACCGGUGUGCAUGCAGGGCCGGGUUCCAUGGCGAACAUUGCGAACACGAGUAUGCCCUAUGCCGUGCUUGGGGAGAUCCCCAUUACACUCAGUUCAGCGGCCGGUGCUUCAACUACCAGGGCAAGUGCAAGUACAUCCUGGCACAGCCCUGUGUGGAAGAUGCCGACAGGACUUUCAAGAUCGUUGGCGUUAACGUGGCACCCGAAUGGAACAAGAAAGUUUCCUUCAAUCGACAGCUGGAGGUCCAGAUUGGCGGAACGGAAGUCUUCCUCCUGCAGAACAAGCAAGUUGUCAUCAACAACAACAUCAACAAUGUGCCUUGCUCCGCAGGCGAAGACGUCAAUAUCGACAUGGAUGGCAAAUAUGUGGUGGUUAGCAGUGAAAAGUAUGGAAUGAAGAUCAUGUGGGAUGGAAGGCAGACCUACAAGAUCUUUGUGGACCGGACCCUGUACGGAGAGAACAUGUGCGGCCUCUGCGGCAGCAUUAAACCUCACAAAGAUGGCAUUUUCAUCAUGAGGAAUGGAACAGAGACGAGCAAAAUCAACGAUUUCGGUGACUCCUGGACUGCCAACCCUUUUGAAUGUCCCAGUUGUGAUGAUUGUGUUGAUCUGGACUACUGCAACAGUGAUGACGGCCUCCUUCAAAGAGUCAAGGAUGCAUGCGAGCCUAUCCAAAACCCUGAUGGUGUGUUCGCAGUGGGUCACAAGCAGUUUGACCCGCAAGAGAUGUACAGGACCUGCAUCUACGACUUGUGCUCCCGCAGGAGUUUUGACGACGAGAUACGCUGCAACAUGCUGACAGAGUACGCCAACCGCAUCCUGGUGGAGAACAGGCUGGAGUACCUCCAGCAAGGGAAUGCGAUCAUCGGCUGGCGUGAGAAGCUCAGCUGCCCGUUCGAAUGUCCUCAAGGCUCCAUAUACACCAUCUGCGCCAGCGCCUGCCAAGCUACCUGCUACCAACCGAUGGCUGCUGCCAUCUGCCAGUUGAGCUGUGUGGAGGGCUGCGAAACUGCUAGCGGAUACGUCAUGGAGAACAGCGUGCCAAUUCUAGAGACCAAAUGCGGCUGUCGCUACGGUGACCUCUACUAUCAUACUAACCAGCAGUGGAUCAACCAUGAUUGUACUAUGUCCUGUGUCUGUGAGGCUGGCGGCCAGGCCAACUGCCACCCGGUGAAAUGCGCCGAGCACGCCUUCUGCGGCUCCAUGAACCAAGUCCAUGGAUGCCACUGCGAUUCCAAUUACGUUGGUGAAGGCUGCUCGAGGUGCCAACCGGUAUGCCCGUCCAGCAUGGGCAACGAGAUCAAGUUGCGGGCCAGCGUGGAUGAGGGUCAACACGCCAUCAUUGAUUUCAGCCGUCCCAUCGCCUGCGAGGGCUACAUCCGCUCCUUCAGCAUCAAGCGUAACGCCGACUCCAUGGAGCCUGUCACGCUCAUUGUCUGGCGUCAGCACGCGAACGACGAAAGCAAGUUUCUCAUCGUGGGCAGCGCACGGCUCUCCAUCGCAGAUGACAGCUUGGACCUGUGCGAGUGCGACAACUCCAAGAUUCCCGUCCGCGCUGGCGACUACAUCGGUUUCAUAUCGGCCGGUGGCACUGUCUACUAUGAUGAUGAGAGUGAUCCUGCAGCAGGUGUAGUCUAUGCGGCAGACUACUUCGACUCUAUCGAACCCAUGACUGAGGUCCAGUUUUCUCGAAUAGACGGGAAGAGGGCAUACUCCAUAAAUGUCGUCCUAGAAUCAUCUGAUGGAAAACAUGUGGAGGCAUUCAUGUUCAACAGCUACCUCGGCGUGCAGUCUCGUAAUAUCCCCGACAGUGCAAUGACUGCAUCGUCCGCCCACGGAGACUACGUGUCCCACCAAGGCCGUCUGGACAACACGGAGUACGGCGCCUGCUCCUGGACGGCCGCCUCCGCGGACAAGGACCAGUGGCUGCAGGUGGACCUGGGCCAGGAGACGUUGGUCAUCGGCGUGGUCAGCCAGGGGCAUUGUGGGAUUGCCGACAAGGACCGAUCCCCCAUGGGCUGCGUCAAGCAGUUCAACGUGCAGUACAGCAGCGACGGCCAGAACUUUGAGUACGUGACGGACGACCAGGGCAAUGCUGAUGUCUUCGAAAGCAGAUGCAGAUGCCAGAGGCAUGUCAGGAAUUUCUUCAGAAACGCCUUGAUGACCCGAUUCAUUCGAUUCCGACCGUUGCUAUGGAAACACGCCAUCAGCAUGCGAGUGGAUCUCAUUGGACGAGACAUUGAAGUGGACGAGCCCGAUGUGGCCGGAACCGAUGUAGUGGAUGAGCAGCCUGAAGACGACACUGCCGUGUGUCUCGUCGGCAAGCCAUUCAAGCGCUGCGGCUUCUUGAAGGGGCUCAAAUACCGGCCAUUCAACGGGGAGUCCUUCACCAUUGCCGUUGUGCGCAAAGGGGAGGAUGACAGCACCUACAGCAUCAUUGGUAGCACCUAUGUGACAAGCAGUGGCAGUGACAGGUUGCAACACUUUGAGGUCGCUGGAGAGAGUGAGCGGAUCCCAGUCAAAAAGGGUGAUAUCAUGUGCCUGAUUUUCCAGAAGGCAGUCAUAGGCUUCUCCUCUGACGACAAGCCAAAGAGCACCGUCUUGACGGCUUCCCUCGGGAUGGAGGAGUACAGGGCCCUUGCCCUAAACGGCGAGAUCACUUUCACGGGCAAGGCUGGGAGGAAAUACCGUGGGGUUAACCCCAUCUUCCAAGUUGCCACUACAAAAACCAUUCCACCAGUCAUGUCGACGGACAGUCUAGGCGUGGAGAAAGGACAGGUGAAGGACGACCAAAUCACGGCCUCCAGCUUCUGCGACGCCAACAGCAAGGCAGAGCGAGCGCGUCUCUUCCUGAAGGACCAGCAGGGCCUGACCGGCGGCUGGUGCGGCAGAGAAAAGGACCAGAGUGCCUUCGUCCAGGUUGACUUUAAGAAAGUUCGUCGAUGCGGUGGUGUCGUGACUCAGGGUUUCAGCAGCACCACCAGGCUGUGGUUCGUGCAGAAGUACAUCGUGAAGUGCAGCGUUGACAUGGCGGUUUGGCAGGAUGUUGCAGACGAUGAUGGCAAUACCAUGAUGUUCAGUGGAAAUUUCGACCAGGAAACAGAAGUAACCAACUACUUUUCAGCGAUUCUGUCCUGCCGUUCCAUUCGCAUCGUGCCCAUGAUCUGGAACGGUGAAUUCCCGGCGAUGAGAAUGGACGUCAAGGGCUUGCCAGAUGUUGUCAGCAGUGAACCUGAGGUGGGAUUCGCCUGCAAACACCGAAUGUACCGCGGCUCGGGUGGCUUCACCUUCGUCAUGCCGGCUAAGAAGUUCAUCUCAGACGGCUUUGUGACUGGGGUGCGAUUCCUGGCAGUCAGACGUGGCUCCUUCCGAGUGAUUAUCUUCCGACCGGUCGACGAGGCAGCUAUGACCUACAAGAUAGUGGGACGAAGGCACAUCAAAGUCAAGAAGGCUGACGUUGAGGUAGAAGUCAAGUUCAAGCAGAAGAGGAAGAACAGAAAGCGGCAGAAGUGGAUCUCUGUGAAGGAAGGAGACAUGCUGGGCCUGUCCUUCACCCGCUCCGUCCUGUACAAAUCCAAGGAAGGCCCAGACGUCACCGAUGUUGUCUACUCCAGGAACGUCGACAUCAAGAACUUCCGCAAACUGCGAGCUGGCCGCACCAUCACAUUCAACGGGGUGGCACCGCGCAGCUACUCCAUGGUCGUCCUGUUCAAAGCCAAGGAUCCCAAUGACUGUUCUGCGUCAGUGGAUGCCCAGAAGUCUCUGGGUCUGGAGAACGGCCAGUUCCCCGUGGAUGCCAUCAGCGUGUCAUCUGUGUACGAAAGCGACCAGCCCAACCUUGACUUUAGCGCCCGCUCCUGCCGGCUCAACUUCGCCGGCACCAACGGCGGGGCCUGGGUGCCCGCGGAUGGUGACAAUGAACCGUGGAUCCAGGUGGACACUGGUGCCCAGUCGGUCUUCACUGGCAUGAUCACCCAGGGACGCCACAGCUUGCUCAACUGGUGGGCCACCAAGUACCGUGUGGAAUACUCCGACGACGGUGACACUUGGAACGACAUAGUGGAUUGCAAUGACAACAAGGUAUUUGACGCCAACACUGACAGUGACACCCAGGUGACCAGGUUCUUUGGCAGCGCCGUCAAUGGACGCUACCUGCGCAUUAACCUUGUGGAAUGGCAGGACCGCCCAGCGCUGCGUUUUGAAGUCCUUGGGGAAUUCGAAACCGCCGCGACUGAGUACGGCCCCACAUGCAUCAUAAGAGAAUUCAUUGACAGCAAGAACUACAUCCUGCUAGCGGCUGGAUCCCCGUUCGAAAGUGAUGGCUACGUCACAGAAUGGAAAUUCUUUCCGAAGAGCGACAAGCCUUUCAGGGCUGGCGUGUGGCGGGCAGACCCCAACGACCCCACCCGUUACAAGCACAUUGGCAGCAGCGACAUUCCAGGCCAGACACCCAACGAGUUGGCCACCUACAGAUUGGACAGUUUGGCCCGAAUUCCAUUCAGGAAAGGGGAUGUCUACGGGUGGUCGUUUAGUGAACCCGUCAUCUGUUACGACGAGGGAGAAGAAAGCGUGGAGCUCCUUUAUUCAGGAAACGGAGGCAAUCUGGAUCCUACCCCUGUCGGCGAAUACAGGAAGUUUGUGUCCAGCGGCAAACAGGCAUACUCCAUUAGCGCCUCUGUAUCAAUUUCACGUGUGGACAGUGUACCAGCAAUUGCCUGCAUGUACGGUCUGGGCAUGGAUGAUGAUACCAUUCCCGACACCAGCAUCGAGACCUCCUCUGUUCUGGGCCCAGAGUACGGCAACAGCCAGUCCAGGCUGAAUGCCCAGGCUUCGGCUGCAAUGAAGGGCUGCUGGGCACCAGCGCUGAAUAACAAGGACCAGUAUGUGCAGGUUGACCUGGGCAAGCCCACUCUGGUAACAGGGGUGAGCGUCCAAGGCUGCAAGGACGAGGAGAGAUGGGUGACCAAGUUCAAAGUGGAACUGAGUCAGGACGAGAAGAACUGGAAGGAGGCUCAAAACAAACAAGGCGGCACGAUCUUCUACGGCAACACCGACUCGGAUUCAGCGGUCCAGGUCUUCUUCCAGGAAGAAAGUAAGGCCCAGUUCAUGAGAAUAACUGUGGAGGAGUGGAACAAGGACAUCGGUCUUCGUUUUGAUGUGCUGGGUUGCCCAACUGUGUGCGAGGAAGAGUGGGGCCCCAAGCCGCUGGUCAGGAGAUGGAAGUACUCCCAGUGUGACAAGACGUUUGUGGUCAACACCAAGCAUCCUCUUACUUGCAACAGCUACAUCAAGGGAUGGAGGAUGGUCCCCAAGAACAAGGCACCCGUCACUUUCUAUGUCCUGAAGCCCAUCAAUAUGAAGAAAGGCAAAUUCAAGGUUGUCGGCAAGACCACCGUACCGCGGCGUAAAAAACUGGACAGAGGAGAAGUGUUUGAGAUUCUGCUGAAACCCAAGGACUGGAUCGAGGUGCGCUCUGGUCACAUGAUCGGCUUCACCUCCCGGCACCGCAGCCCCAUCUACAGGGAUAAGAGGGCCCACGACAAGAGCGAGCACAUGAUUGCCCGCAACAAGAAAAUCCGGGGCUACAGCAGGCUGGACGUCGGCGAUAAGCUCCAGAUGAAGAAGUUCCGCAAGAAGGAGGCCGCGUACUCAUUCACUGCCAUCCUGACCCAAGAAGGAAUGGGUGAAACCAAGGGCACUGUACCUCCAGUUUCCUGUGUGGGAGGAAUUGGCAUGGAGAACGGACGCAUUCCAGACGAAGCCAUCACAGUCACUAGCUCCGUUGAUGUGCUGAAUAACGGAGGUGGAGAAGCCCGCUUGUCCAACCAAGCUGCUUGGAUAGCCUCGAAGGGCGAUCCCACUCCUUACAUCCAGGUUGACUUGGGCUACAUAGCGAAAGUGACCGGCAUUGCCACCCAGGGCGAUCCAGUCGGCCAGAACUGGGUGACCAGCUACUCCCUGGAGUACUCCGACUCCUGCCACUACCUGACCAAAGAACCACAGAACUUCCAGUGGGUCAGAUUCACCAACUCACUCAAAGACGUCUUUGCCGGUAACUCUGAUCAGAACACUGUUGAGACUCACUACUUCAAGGAUGUGAUUGAAGCUCGUGUGGCCCGCGUCUGGGUCCUGGACUCCCACAACUUUCCAGCCAUGCGAUUGGAGUUCCUGGGCUGUCCAGAUUCGGAUCCCUGCAGUCCCAACCCCUGCCAGAACGGCGCCCUCUGUCGCAAGUCCCAGGCCAGCUUGGGCUACUCCUGCAGCUGCCCCGUGGAAUGGGGUGGCAAGAACUGCCAUAUCAAAACGCACAAGUGCUGUGCCUACGGUGAUCCCCAUUACUGCAACUUUGAUAGCAAGAAAUUCAACUUCCAGGGUCACUGCGAGUACAUCCUGGCCCGAACCCUGGUCACUACUGCCCUUGAUCACUUCACGAUCAGUGCUGAUAACAUCGCCAGCUCACGACGCCCCACUGUGUCCGUCACUCGAGAAGUCUAUGUCGAAAUCGACGACAAGAAAUUUGACUUCAAGAAAAAUCGGGAAGUUUUUGUGAACGGCGAGCGCAUCACGUGCCCCUAUGAGAUUGACGGAAUCUCAGUCACCGAUGGCGGUAACAAACGUGUGAUCCUCAGAACAGAGUUUGGUCUGGUGGUCAGCUGGGAUGGGAGAAGCAAAGUGGACAUCCAUCUGAUAGAGGACUACAUGAAUCAAGUGGAAGGACUGUGUGGUAACUACAAUGGAGUAAAUGGUGACGAUUUCAUCAUCAGGGCCACGGGAGAAACGACCACAGACCUUGACCGCUUUGGAGAGAGCUGGGGUGCUGACGAGACAUGCAAAGCCUGUACCGACUGCCAGGAGAAAGACGUGUGUCGCCUGACAGAUAAGCUUGACGAAGCACAGGAGGCAUGCAGCGUGCUGAAUGACCGUCACGGACCAUUCGCCAUGUGCAUCGCAGUCAUCGAUCCCGUGGCCUACUAUGAAAGCUGCCUGUACGACUUCUGCGCCAUGUUCCCAGGUCAGGACAACCUGUGCGAAGACAUCCAGAAAUACGCUGACGAGUGCAUAGAUGCCGGGCUGCAGGUCGGCAAUUGGAGAAGGCAAGGCUUUUGCUAUGUGGACUGCCCAGUGAACAUGGUCUUCAGCCAGAUCGGCACAUUGUGCCCGGAUACCUGUGGUGACCAGGACGCAUCUAAGGACUGUACAGGACAGGCCGGUCCCAUGUGCGUCUGCAUGCCGGGCUUGUUCUUGCAAGACGGGGACCGUUGUGUGGAAGAUGCACAAUGUGGCUGCACUUACCAAGGUGUUUACCACAAGAACGGCGGACAAUUCAUGGCGAGCGACUGCAGUGAAAUCUGCUCCUGCAAUGCGGACCACGAAGCUGAGUGCGUGGAGAUCACGUGCAACGACCACGCUGAAUGUCGGAUUGAGGACGGUGUCCGCGGAUGCUAUUGCAACGACGGAUGGACCGGAGAUGGCAUCGAGACCUGCGAUGAAAUCCUGAAGCCAGUGGAUGUGGUGGUGUGCGAGGACGAUAAGCUGAGCAUUGACUGCUCAGCAUCGAACGAGCGCAUUGAGAUCCUGUUGGCUGUUUACAGCACUGAGCCACGAGACGAUUGCCCUGCCACAGCCAACAAUGCGGAUGUUGAAGAGUUCCGCUAUGCCAAGACGAUCAUCCGCAACCGUUGCCACAACCAGGCCAGCUGCACAGUCAGUGUCAGCUCCCUGGUCUUUGGGAACUUUGGCGGGGAUGCCCCCAAAGCACUCUACGUCCGCUACCAGUGCCGUGAGAUCGUACCCAUUGGAAUCUGCCACCCCGACGUCGAGCUGAUUGCUUGCCAGGGCAGCGACCUGGAGAUCGAGUGCAGCAACCUGAAGGUAGACCUCAUCCACGCCGACUUUGGCCGACGGCAAGGGGACCACAUCUGCUCGACAGACGACAGCGAGGCACUGACGCAAGACUGCUUCGCACCCUCAGCCUUGUUCAAGAUGGUGGAAGCAUGCCACCUGAGCCCCAUGUGCACAAUAAAUGCCAUCCCAGACACCUUUGGCAGCGACCCCUGCCCGAACACCAACAAAUAUCUCAGGAUUCACUACAGAUGCGACGAGGCUCCAGAUCCGAGAGAGUUGGAGGAGGACAAAUGUGAACCCAAUCCCUGCGGCGACAAUGGAAAAUGUGAAGCCAUCAGCCUCGAACCCAAAUACAACUGCAAGUGCAACCCAGGUUUCACCGGCACCCACUGCGAUAUUGGCACGUCCAGGUGCACAGCGCUCGGUGAUCCUCACUACAUCAGCUUUGAUGGCAAAAAGUUCAGCUUCAUGGGCCACUGCAAGUACACCCUGGUCAAGAACGCAGAUGCCGAGGUGCCGGCCUUUGAAGUGAUAGUCUUCAACGAAGCGGCAAGGCGCAACCCAUCCAUGUCAUCGACCGUGCAAGUCCAGUUCAAUUACAAUGGCAAAGCCAUUAAUCUGAAGUACGGAGGACAAACGUUGGUUGACGGCAUCAAAACAGAGGGCGUGGACACACCGGAACUGAAAAUUAGCGUGAACUAUCCCGAUGUGGUGAUCGAAACCAACAUUGGAGUCACUAUUUUCUGGGACGGUAAGUUCAUGGUGGAGGUGGACGUGACCGGUGACUACUACGGCCACACCGAGGGCUUGUGCGGCACAUACAACGGCAACCCUGAUGACGAUUUCCUCACUCGCUUUGGAGAAACGCUGGAUCCAGUGGAUGAGACCAAUAUUCCCAUCUUUGGACGGUCCUGGUUUGUUGCUGGUGGUGGUUGUGAGGACUGUGUGGACUGUGAGCUUCCUGAAGAAUGCAGUGAUGCCGGAGUGAAAGAUGCAGCCCAGGAAAUCUGCAACAACAUCAUCAGUGACGAUGGUCCUUUCCAAUCCUGCCACGAAGCCGUAUCCCCGUCCUUCUAUUUCAAGAGUUGCGUGAUCGAUCUUUGCACCAUGCCGGACGGGCUGGCUCACUGCGAUGACUACCAGGCCUACGCUGAAGUAUGCAGGGAUCAGGGUAUCAUCAUCAACUGGAGACGACAGGACUUCUGCUUGAUUGACUGUUUGGCCAAGAACAUGGUGUACAACCCCUUGAGUCCGUCUUGUCCCACCACCUGUGCCAAUCCCACGGCCAGCUCCACCUGCAACCAGGCAGACAGGGAGGACUGUGUCUGCCCAACAGGCAUGAUCAAGGAAGGCGAGACCUGCAUCGAUGAGGAGAGGUGUGGAUGUGUUGACCAUGAAACCGGCUUCUACUACAGGCAAGGUGAAACGUUCAUGACCGCAGAUUGCUCCAAAGUCUGUUCCUGCGCAGCCGCCCAUGAUCUCCAAUGUGUGCAGUUCCAGUGUCCGCCUCACGAAGUCUGCGGCGCACGAGACGCUGCCCCGGCGUGCAUAUGUGACGAGGGUUACUUCCGCGACACAGAUUUGAACACUUGCGAGGCUAUACCCGUUCCACAAGUCUUGCUCCGGUCCCAGAGAGAACUGGAGUGCACUACCAUCACCUGCGGGAAAGGCUUUAUCGAUGUCCUAGAUGCCAACUUUGGUCCCCGCGUUGACGAAGUCUGCCUGGAGGGUGAGCCCCCUGCUGACUGCAAUGCCGCAGAAGCCAGAGCAAUCUUGCGCAACCUGUGCCAGGGCCGAGACAAGUGUCAACUGGAUCCCGCUACCGUGCAAGCCUUCGGCGAGCCCUGCUACGCCGUCCUCAACUACGUCUAUGUCAACUUCGCUUGCACCCACAAAGCCAUAGAGCACGGUGAGCCGCGCUCGCUGCCCUUCGACCUGCGGGUCUGCCAGGACAGCUCCUUGUAUCUGGUCUGCAAGCAAGGGGAGUAUGUAUCCAUCAAGAGUGCUUUCUUUGGCCGCCACGCCAACGAUCGUUACUGCCUGGAUGACAGCGCUGAAGCAGGCGAGGAGUACUCGGACCCUACUGCAAUGGAAAAGGCUGUCGAGCUUUGCGGAGCCCCAUCAUCCUCUUGCAUUCUCAGGGGGCUCGAUUUUGGAGAUCCUUGUCAAACAGUGAAAGAAUACUUGGAAGUGAGCUACAGUUGCAUCCCCCAAAUCACUGGACAAUAAGCAUGGAACAGCUACAUGGGCAUCGGACAUAGAACGGAGAUGCGAAUUUGAACACGUCACAAAACUCGGUUUGGGUUAGUUUACACUUUUUUUGAUUUGGUUGACAUGUUUUAGUUUAAAUAUUAAGUACAAAAAUACAUAAAUUCUGGUGAUUCUGAUACAGCAGAGAAUGCAAGUUUUGCACCUUUCUUUGCUGCAAGUGCAUUAACAGUUGGUUUUGAUUCCUGAGUUUUAAAAAAAAUGUUACAACCACUCCGCUCCCUGAGAAAAAGUAACCGUACAGAUUUCUGUCCGACUAUUCCCCUCAACCUUUCACAAGGAAAACGGGGGUGAGCACUUCUUCAAAAGCCAGCUUUAGUUACCGUUUGACAGUAGUUGUAGUUUUUAAAGUAGAUAAACAUCACAUAGCAAUUGAAGAACAUAUAACUAGUUAAGAAAAUUAUAGUGGAUAGAAGAAAUAAGUGUUUCUUGUUUGUGGUUUUAACCAUUGCUUUUAUUUUGGUUGCUCGUGUUAAAUUUGAUUUCUUUCGAUUUUCCCAAAACAGACAACAUAUAUCACAUGAGCAUGCAUGCAUGAAACCUUUGCUGGUAUUUAUUUUGACCGAUUGAUUUAACACCAUUUAUUCUUUUUGAAAAGUUUUGUUCCAUAGCCCAGCAUAGUUGAAAAAGAUUUAUUUUGUUUCCAUACCUUAACUGCAUGAGUUGGAAAUUAGCAUUUGAAAAGGGUUGAAGAAGUUAUAUUCUUUGUUUUUUUUGUUAACGAACUAUUUAUUUAUUUUUCCGUUACAAAAUUUAAAAAGUUGGUCAACAUCAUUUUGGCGCAACCAGUCUUGCAUGGGCCAAUCGCACAAUUUUUUAAUCAUUUUAUUCUUUUUCUUCUUGUUUUGGCCACAAGCAAAGUUUUAUUUUUUAUUGAUAAUAUUUAGAUGAUAUGGAAACAUUGAAGUGCGAAUACACAUCAAAGUCUGCCCCACGCAUUUCUGGUUGUGGAGAAACUCAAAAUGAUGUGUUAUGUUGUGUUUAAAAAUUAUUUGUAGAAUGAUAUGUAAAAUAAAAAAUAAAUUCUCAAUGUGGGUGAAUUUAGUAAGAAGGGCAAUUGGUUAAUUACUUGCUUUUGUUUUCUUUUUUUUCUUUGAAAGCUAACAAUAAAGAAAUGCAUGCAUUGA